Molecule: messenger RNA, 173 nt
Organism: Sphaeroforma arctica JP610
Lineage: Eukaryota; Ichthyosporea; Ichthyophonida
Exons: 1
Source: RefSeq, a predicted model, not a curated record
UGCUAAGGAAGGCACAGACCGAACUGAUUACGCUGACCAACCGAUGGGCGUGGUCGAAGGUAGUAGACGCACACAACAACUACAAACAAAUCAAUGCGAAUCUGCAGGAGGCCACAAAGGCCAUCCCUAAGCUCAAGCAGACGAUAUCCACCAAGAAGGCACACAACGACGAG